Messenger RNA from Gordionus sp. m RMFG-2023, 2158 nucleotides. RefSeq names its product reticulocyte-binding protein homolog 1-like. Lineage: Eukaryota; Metazoa; Nematomorpha; Gordioida; Chordodea; Parachordodidae. The record is from RefSeq and is a predicted model, not a curated record. The coding region runs from base 81 to 1862 and encodes 593 amino acids. Gene Ontology annotation, biological process: DNA repair; mitotic intra-S DNA damage checkpoint signaling; DNA replication checkpoint signaling. The transcript has a single exon. Gene Ontology annotation, cellular component: checkpoint clamp complex.
AGACGCACUUAUUAUAAAUUGCAUAAAGAUUAGUAUCUUCUUAUCUUAUCUAAUUAAAUUAAAAAUUUAUCAAAGAAAACAUGAAAUGUAUAGUUGCUGGACCAAAUAUUAAGACGUUUGCUAAAAUAAUACAUUCAUUUUGCAAAAUUGGUGAGGAUAUUUACUUUGAAACAUAUGAAAAUGGUUUACAUUUAAAAACAAUAAAUUCAAGCAGGUCUGCAUAUUUUUGCAUAAGUUUGAUAUCUCCCUUUUUCCAAAAAUUCAACCCUUACUGUAAUGAAAAUACAACUAAUAAUGAUAAUGAUGACAAUAUUGUUACACCAACAUGCAAAUUAUGCAUUAAAUCAUUACUUUUAAUAUUUAAAUCACUGGCAAGUAUUGAAAAGCAACAAACUGAAUAUUUCAAAUUAAAGCUUAAUAAUAAUCGUUGCCAAGCAAUAUUUAAAUUAUUUUGUAAACAUGAUAUAGCUAAAACAUAUCAUCUAUCUUACAUUGAGUGUGAAAGUUUAGAAGCAAUUAUACCAAUUGAUCAGAACUCAGAUAUUGAAGAUGAUGAAUUUGACACCCAAAAUGAUAAUGCUAAAACAAAUUUGUUAAGUUCAGAAAUAUCUCAACCUUUCUUAUAUAUGGCAAAACUUAAAUGCUUACCUAAAUUAUUUUCAGAAUUAAUAAAUCAGUUUUCAAAUUCUGUUGAAGAAAUCACAUUUAUUAUCAAUUCGCAAAGUGUUAUGGUUAAAAAUUACGCAUUAGAAGAGUUAGAUGAGGAAAACUAUAAAGUAAAUAAAAAAUCGAGUGAUAUAUUUACAUCCCAAAUAUCUUGUAAUAAUUCUAUAAAAAAUUUCAAUCAUUCUAAAAGAGCUCUUGAUACUAGAAUACAGUUAUAUCCUAAAGAUUUUACAAAAUACAAACUAAAUGUUAACAUUUGUUCAAACAAUAAAAAUGUUGAAAUAACUUUCUGUGUGAAAGAAUUUAAGGCUGCAUUGCUAUUACUAGAAUUUAUGGAAAGUGAGAUAACUUUUAGAAUUGAAUGUGCUGGAAAGCCAUUAUUAUUACAUUCAAAAAUGGACCAAUACUAUGAGGCAAAUUUUUUGCUGGCAACAUUAGCUGAAAUGGUGGUUGAAAAAGAAGAUAUGCUAGAUGAUAGAUUUAUGCUAUCACAAUUAUCAGAUAUAGACAAAUGUUCAAAACAAGAAAACAACAAAAAUAUUAAAAUUCCAAAUAUUAGAAAAUCUACUAUAACAAAUAUUAAUAACAUAAAUUCUUUAUUUGAUCAAAAGUUAGAAAAUGAUAAUAUAUCUCAAGCCUUUAAUCUCUCAGAUGAAAACAUGCUAUUAGAUAUAGGAGUUAUUGAUUAUGAUAAUCAAUCCACCAAUGGGCAUAAACAAAAUUUGUCUAAUAAUAAAAUUACAUGCUCUGAAAUAACUGAUUUUGAUGAAAAUAAAAUGAUUGGGGAUAUCAGGGUUGAUAAAACUACCUUAAUGCGAAACACUGCAUUUUCUGAAAAUGUUAAAGUGCCCGGGCAUGGAAAAGAUAAAUGGUUUCAUAAUUUCUUACCAUCACAGGAGAGAAUCGAAUAUGAUAUAAAUGUUUUGUCUAGCCAAACCAAUUUAUCUUUAUUAAAUUCUUCUGAAAAUCAUAAUACCACAUCUCAUUCAAACAUCCAAGUAUCACAUUUGCUCAAUGAUAUAAAUGUUUUGAGAUUCAAUCUGCGUGAAAAGAUUGAUGAAUCGCGUGAUAUGGUACCUAUUCAUACAUCAAACAAAUGUUCCGCAUCCAAAAAUCAAGGCGUUCAAAAUAAUUCGUUCAUAAAAAAUCGCGGAUUAUUAAAUACUGUAUUAGCAUCUGAAAGUGAAGAAGAUUAAAUUAAACCAAAAUAGGCUUAAUACCCGGUUGUGAGACGUGAAUGCGCCAUUAACCAUAAAAAGGGAAUGGAAAGAAUCUUUGCAAAGCUUCUAUUCUACAUUCUUCGUGAUAUGAAUCAUGUGUUUAUUAUAUAAAUAUCGUGAAUUCAAUUUAACGUAAAAAAUAAAUAAAUAUUAUGUAUUUGAUAAGCUUUUCAGAAAAUUAAAUCCCAUCAUAUAUAUUUAAUAUUAUUUAUAAAAUUAUUUUUUAAUCACAUUUUUUUAACGGGCCAUUUUUUGUUGGGAAAUUAUAAAAA